AUGGACCCCGAACUUGCGGCCGCAAUGGCCGCGUUUCCCGCGCGCUCUGCAAAGAAACCCGCAUCAAUUGCGGAAGCAAGGGACCAGAUGGACAAAUUGUUCACUGCACAGUUCGUAGCUUGGACGAAGACGCUUCUUCCCCCCGCCUCCACGUACGCCGUCCAAGACAGGGUCGUACCCGUAGAAGACGGCAAAGUCACAGUCAGAUGCACUGUUCCAGUAAACGAGGAUGAGAAUAUGAUAUUCCCGCUGCUCUUCAAUAUACAUGGCGGUUCAUGGGUGUCUAAUGAUAUCAGCAUGGAGGACUACUAUCUUCGUCGAAUCUGUGUAGAUCUGCAGAUAUCUGUUGUAAACGUCAACUAUCGUCUGGCUCCAGAGUACCCGUUUCCGACUUCAGGAAACGACUGCCUCGCGGCUCUGAGAUGGACGGCCGAGAACGCGCAACUCCUUAAGGCAGAUCUGUCCAAGGGAUUCUUGCUAUUGGGCGACUCCGCGGGAGCAAACCUUUGUGCUGUGCUCACCCACGAAAUACGCGGCGACCCCGUCUUCGACGGUAGGCAGCUCACUGGACAGUUCCUUCGAGAACCAUUUGUCGUACACCCGGAGGCGUACCCCGAGAAGUAUCUAUUAUUCAGCCUUCUGUCGCUUUACCAGGCACCUCCGUCGGACCCGCGUUUCUCCCCGCUCCUCUACCCCUCCCAUGAGGGGCUCCCACGGGCAUAUAUACAGGCGAUGGGGCUCGACACCGUGCGCGACGACGCGUUUGUAUACCAGAAAGCACUGCAAGAGGCGGGCGUCGAGACGAAGCUCGAAUUAUAUCCUGGGGUGACGCACGGCUUCCAUAACCAAUUCCCGACUAUAUCUAUGGCGACGAAGGUCUGGGAUGAUACGAGGAAGGGUCUUCAAUGGUUGCUGAGGCGGAUGUGA
Trametes versicolor FP-101664 SS1 is the source of this 927-nucleotide messenger RNA. RefSeq lists its product as uncharacterized. NCBI's taxonomy places the organism in Eukaryota, Fungi, Basidiomycota, Agaricomycetes, Polyporales, Polyporaceae. The record is from RefSeq and is a predicted model, not a curated record. Gene Ontology annotation, molecular function: hydrolase activity. Bases 1 to 927 code for a protein of 308 amino acids. The transcript has 7 exons.